GAUCGCAAAGCUGGGCGCCCAACCCCAUUCUGGGGGCAGACCACCGAGACUCUCAGGAGUCUGGUCCAAGUGCACCCCAGAGGUCAAGUGGAAGGCUGGUGGGGGGACGCGGCACAGACAGACUCCAACCUUGCGGAUCCCUGCGGUGGAGUCAGGGAGAUGGGACCAAUGGAGGUUCAGAGUAGAAGAGAAAAGGGGUGGAGGAGAAGAUGAAGAGCAGCCAGAGAAGUGGGGAGUGGAUACAGGGAGUGGGUGCAGAAGCCGGGGGAAGGAAGGAGAUUUGAAAGGAGGGGCCAAGAAUGGUGUCAGGUGCUGGCCAGAGGGCUGUUAGAUAGAAACUGGGACAGCCCAUGCGCACCGGUGACCCUAACAUUGAGACCUUGGGGAGAUGGUUUCAGAGACUCAAGGGAGGAAUUCUCUGCAUAGACAGUCUUUCCUACAAUUUCUGUUUAAGUGUGGAGAGAGUGUAGAUGCGGGAGAGGACUUUGGGGAAACGGUGGAAUGUGUGGUUAGAGCACAGGCUCUGAGUUCAGGAAUCCCCACGCACCAUCUGUGGGACCCUGGGCAAGUCACUUAACUGGUUUGUAAAAUGGGAUGAUGAAGACAGUCCCUGCCUCAAAGGGGUCAUAUGAUUAGGUGAGGUGGUUAGAAGUACUUAACACAGCACUAAAGUGCUGCACCUGGUAUUUCUCCCUUUUAUUACUGGAACAGCUUGGGGACAUCUUGAUGCUGAUAGGGAAGAUCUGGUAGAGAGGGAGGCAUUGAGGACAGAGGAGAAAGAAAGGAGACCAGGGAGAAAGGGACCCAGAACCUGGUUGUGGAGAUAGGUGUCAGUCUAUACCACAGGAAGGGGAAGAAGGAAUGCAGGGAGGUUUACAGGUUUGGGGUAUGUGGUUAAGGGAGUGCCUUUCUGAUAGGCCUCCUCUGAAGUAGGCCUCAAGGUCAUCUGCUAAGAGGCCCAGGCCACAGCUGGCCCAGGUGGGGGUGGGCAUCCCAGUUUAUACCUGCAGCAGUAGGGGGCUAUGUCCUCUUUGCCAGCUGCCCGAGUAUCACUCCAGGGAAUGGGGGCAGUUGAAUUUUUCUAGGGGCAGAGGACAUCUGGCCUGCCUUGCCUACUUACAAGGCUCAAGUGAAGCUGAUGGAUGUGGAAACACUUUGGAAGCAUAAUUUACCAUUUUAAUUCUUUUCUUUGAUCUUGAGGAGGAGGAAGGGCUGUGGCCGUUAUUGGGAUACAAUGUCAGAGCCUUCCAAGCACUUGGCUUGGGCCGUGCACCAUGUGAGGCUUCCGCCCACCCCCUCCCUUGGUCACCACAACAGUCAGAUGUUUUUAUCAAGACCCACUGUGAGGAAGUGACUUUCACCUCGGAGAAGCUCUGGCCAGGACACAGCUAAAGCGCCUGGAACUUGUGUUUUUGGACCUGUGUCCAGAACCUUGGGGAUUUCCACCAGGGCAUCGAGCACCCCCACUGAGAAUUCUAGGCUCUCUCAAGGUCCCAGGGAACACAGAGGAGCCCCCAGCUGUGACUCUCUGCCGAUGUCCCCAGGGAGGAGGAGGAGGAGGAGGAGGAGGAAGCCAGCAGCUGCCCAAGAAUGACUGGACACUCCUAAAGCCUUCUGUCACCAUCCAGGGGAUUUUUUGCACCACAAAGGGUAAUUCCUGCCCCAUCCCUGCUGUGACUCAGCUGUGACGUUGAACCACACAAGCCUACGAAGAGAUAAAGUCAUCAGACUCCUGCUCGCCAGACAGAACUCACCUCUCCCCUCAGCAGCUUCCACAGCUUCCACAGCUGGUCUCCUCCCCACAGUUGCAUAGACCGGGAGCCCCUGGCCAACCUGGUACCCCAGGAUGGCCUCUGGCCCAGCCAGCAGCCCCCGCCCGGCCCCAGAUGAGAACGAGUUUCCCUUUGGGUGCCCCCCCACCGCCUGCCAGGACCCACCAGAGCCCAGGGUCCCCUGCUGUGCCGCCUGUCUCUCUGGGAACCUGAGGACCAGCGAGGACCGGAUCUGUCCAAAAUGCAGAGGGGACGGCCCCCAGUCUGUAAGCCCAGGAAGCCUUCAGUCUCAGGAGAAGGAUCACCCUGAGGCGGCUGAGGCUGAAGCUGGGUGCCCCUUUGCUAGUGUUGGCUGCUCCUACAAGGGGAGCCCAAAGCUCCUGCAGGAGCAUGAAGUCACCUCCCAGACCGCCCACCUGAACCUGCUGUUGGGGUUCCUGAAGCAGUGGAAGGCCCAGCAGGACGUGGGCCUGGGGUCCGGGCCCAGGGCCCUGGAGCAGAAUCUGUCAGACCUCCAGCUGCAGGCGGCCGUGGAGGUGGCGGGGGACCUGGAAGUGGACUGCUACCGGGCGCCCCACGCCGAGAGCCAGGACGAGCAGGCCCUGAAACACUUCAUGAAGGAGAAGCUCCUGGCUGAGCUGGAGGGGAAGCUGCGUGUGUUCGAGAACAUCGUCGCCGUCCUCAACAAGGAGGUGGAGGCCUCCCACCUGGCUUUGGCCACCUCCAUCCACCAGAGCCAGCUCGACCGCGAGCACAUCCUGAGCUUGGAAGAGCGGGUGCUGGAGCUGCAGCAGACGCUAGCUCAGAAAGACCAGGCCCUGGGCAAGCUGGAGCAGGGCCUCCGCCUCAUGGAGGAGGCCUCCUUUGAUGGCACCUUCCUCUGGAAGAUCACCAAUGUCACCAGGCGCUGCCACGAAUCAGCCUGUGGCAGGACCGUCAGCCUCUUCUCCCCAGCUUUCUACACGGCCAAGUACGGCUACAAGCUGUGUCUGCGCCUCUACCUGAAUGGGGACGGGACAGGGAAGAGGACCCACCUGUCGCUCUUCAUCGUGAUCAUGAGAGGGGAGUACGAUGCUCUGCUGCCCUGGCCUUUCCGGAACAAGGUCACCUUCAUGCUGCUGGACCAGAACAACCGCGAGCACGCCAUCGAUGCCUUCCGGCCCGACCUGAGCUCUGCGUCCUUCCAGCGGCCCCAGAAUGAGACCAACGUGGCCAGCGGCUGCCCACUCUUCUUCCCCCUCAACAGGCUGCAGUCACCCAAGCAUGCCUACGUGAAGGACGACACCAUGUUCCUCAAGUGCAUCGUGGAGACAAGUACUUAGGGCAGGGAGGGCCGUGCCAGCCAUCCCCGACCCCCGAGGGAGCACCAGAGUAUGCUGCAGGGUUUGUAAGCUGACUGAGGGCCUGUCCAUGGCGCCCAAGAUCCCAGGCACCAUGCUGGGCUGGGCCGGCAUGAUCUGAGCAGGACUGACAGAUGGACCGUGGCUCGCCCUCAGCUUUGGUGGUGGCGGGGCCCUGGGCUGGGCCACAAAGGUCCGGAAGGAGGCAGUAGAUUGUUGUCUUCUGCACCGACCACAGUGAUGCUUGAAGCCUGGGAGCCCCUCCAGCCCUGCAUGUUGAAGCAGCCUGUGACCGGGACUGGGAGGGAAGAGGGACCGGGGCUGGGGCAGGGAUGCUGAGCAUGGGGAGGAGAAGAGAAGCUCUCUGAGCAAAGCAGCUCUCUGCACGGCAUGGUCCCUGUGCUGGAGUGGGGAGGGUGGGGCAGCAUCAGGUUGGGACCUGGGUUCGAAGACCUUGAGGUUCCUUUCUGCCCAGAAAGUCUCCAGGUCUGGGCCUCCUGGUACAGGAGGGGCCUAGGGCUGCAGGGGAGCUAGAAACAUUCAGGAGCCUCGUGGCCUCCAGGUUCCUCCACCCCCUUCCCUGCCCCCACGUGGCCAAGCUGGCCCACCCCACACCUGCCGUCCGGAAUCUGGCAGCUCCGCUCCCCAGCGUGCUCCCCUGUGUGGGCCCCUGUGUGGGCCUCCGCUGGCAGGACCCCCUUCGCCUCUUGUAGGUGAAACCAGGUCCCUCAGCUCCCGGGAGCAGCCAGAAGAGAGGGGGAGGAGGAGGGGGUCAGAAACCCUCUGCUCUCCCUCCCUCGGAGGCCCCGCCUUCAGCGCUUUCCUGAAUCACAUGUCACCUAAUUAACUGGGUAUUUCUUUCUUUCAGUUGACUGUUUGGGGCCUCUGAGGCACUGAGCAGAGCUUGUCCUUUUAAAUAAGUAUAAAACCAAAGAAAGAGAUUGUUUUGAUUUCUGUUG
Enhydra lutris kenyoni (northern sea otter) is the source of this 4071-nucleotide messenger RNA. Its product is annotated as TNF receptor associated factor 1. The record is from RefSeq and is a predicted model, not a curated record. The coding region runs from base 1847 to 3094 and encodes 415 amino acids. NCBI's taxonomy places the organism in Eukaryota, Metazoa, Chordata, Mammalia, Carnivora, Mustelidae. The transcript is spliced from 9 exons. Gene Ontology annotation, cellular component: plasma membrane signaling receptor complex; cytoplasmic side of plasma membrane. Gene Ontology annotation, biological process: regulation of apoptotic process; regulation of canonical NF-kappaB signal transduction; positive regulation of JNK cascade. Gene Ontology annotation, molecular function: tumor necrosis factor receptor binding; ubiquitin protein ligase binding; zinc ion binding.